CAUGAAUAUACUGUACAUAUAGGAUUAUAAUGAGAUAGUCUAAUAAUAACAAGGAUGUGGGAUGAUAGAAAUACACAAUGUUAAAUAGGAAUUAUAUAUAUAGCCUAAUAGGGUGACAUGUAUUGCAGUAAGUAGUGUUAUAGUUCUGUUUUCCAGCUGUUUAUUUCUCCUCUCUCUGCUCUGAUCCACAACAAACCAGCAGGGAAUCAGGUGUAAAUGGAAAUCAGAGUCACAGUGUGAAUACAGUCUAUCUACUCUAAACACUUUUAAGGCCUUUAAACUGUAGUACAGAUGGGAAAAUAGCACUAUAUUGUGGUCAUGUAAUGGCUGUUUGAAAUACACCUUAGGUCCUCCUGGAUUAUUGCCUGCAGGGGAUGUUCACACCCUUUUGUCAAACAGAUAUGUGGAAAGUGAGGACACCUGCUGGACGUUGCCUGCUAUUACAGCACAGAUGGCUCAACACGCCCUGACAGAUUUACCUCAAUUUGAUAUAAUUCAUACAUUUAAUCUGGCAUCAGAGGCUCAUACACCUGCCUCAAAUCAAGAGAUGCAUUAUAAGAGAGAAAACAGCCUUCAAAGUGCUCAUCUGGCUGUUCAUGUCAGGUCCUUCCCAUCCUCAUAGUCUGAGUCCGCCCUCCUCCUCUCAGCUCCUGUCCGAGGAGUCCAGCAGCAGCAGCAGCAGCAGCAGACCGGUGGAGGAGGUAAAAACUUUUCUUUCACCUUGUGUAUUUUUCUUUAACCGACACAGCAAGACGGAAGUUACAGUUUGAGACGAGCCUGCAGGUGUCCUGUGAGUGUUCAGUGACAGAACCAGCCGGUGGUUGCUCCCCACUGCCAAGCGUUUCCACACCUGCCCGCUGAGAGAAGCAGGAGGAGACACCAUGAUUGACCUGAGCCAUCUAACGGAGGAGGAGCAGGGGGUGAUAAUGACGGUGCUGAGGAGGGACGCCGAGCUGAAGAAGGCCGAGGAGGAGAGAAUCAGGAAACUAGAGACGGUCCUGAACAAUGACUCACAGUCAGACAGCAAGCUGAAGUACCUGACUGGAGAGUGGUUUUAUGAGGCCAAGUCUCGCAGACACAUGGACAAGAUCCACGGCUCGGAAAUCAUCCUGGCCUCCAUGAAACAGAGGAAAGCCGGUGGUUUAGACGGAUCUCUUAGAAUUGAAAGAUCCAAGACACCCAGCAGUCGAGGUUCAGACACCGUCCCUCCACCGAAACCUGCCAGAUGUUUGGAGGCAAUACAGCCACAGGAGAUGAUUGAUGCAGAGAAAGAGAAUCUGAAUUCAACAGUCCGCUCUCCAAGAACGCCAAGGCACAACCCGUUCAACCGAGCUUCCCUUAUUGUUGUUGAGCCAACUGAAAAUACAGAGGGGUUGUCAAAGAGACGAGACCAGGAGUCGUCUGAGACAGAGCCCAUAUCUCCCUUGAAGCAUCACCCAGCAAGUGGGACCAGUCAGACUUCAGGUGGCUCCAUCACAUCAGAGGGCUCCUCUGUAGGUUUCAGGCCUGUGCCCAAGAAGAGGACAUUUCUGUCAAGACGUGCCGGCAGCCAGACAGAAAGCAAUGGCUCAGACUCUCAGGUAGGGUCAGUGGGGAUCGUCCCUGCCCCAAGACGGAGUCUCCAGCGGGGAUCUAGUGGAAGCUCGAAUCAGUCCUACCUGAAGGGCCAAGAUGAAGUGCCUCAGAAAACCGUGGCUGCAGUUUCUAAUCAAGUUCCUCAGCCUGCUCAGCCAUCCGGCUCUGCAGAUGAAAACCCCCAGCAGCCACAGAUUUUGUUUAAUUCCAGUCUGGAGAAGGACAGAAACCUACCUUCUAUAACCAGAGACAGGGCAGUGGAAAAUACAGCCUACAACUCUUACCCAACAUCUCCAAUUAAACUCACUCAUCCUUCUACUGCUACUGCUACUCACGACUUGUGCAGUUUCAGACCAGUCACAUACACCAGAGGCGACGCGUCAGUCGACAGAGAAAUCCCACAGAAGAGCGAAGACAGAGAUGAGCAGACCCAAAGAGAACACAUCGCUGGGAACACUGUCACCCUACCCACCGUCAUCAUCCAGGAUUCAGACAGAGACAUCAGCAGCAGUGUGGGAACAGCAAUGAGGCAGGAGGAGCUGAGUUUGACCCAUAGCACUGUGGAUCCGCCAGUAUCUUACAAUCUCAACUUCAUUGAAAAGUCUGAUCAAGAAACACAGCAGAAAUCAAAUCAGAAACACGUGUUCAAAUUAUCCACUCAGACGUCCAGCCCCGCCGGUGACGAGGAGGAUUCCAUUGCGAAGGUGCUGGACUGGUUCAGCCGCAGCACAGGCAGCAGUGAUUGGCUAAAUGCAGAAAACAGACCCGAGGCCACAAAGAGCUCUGACAGACAUCAAGUAGAAACCAACACAUUAAGAUGUGAAGAUUCAUUAAGAAAAGGUGCAGGGGAUAUUAUAAAUGAUAGAAAGAAGGAAACACUAGAAACAAAGAGAAGUCUCUUACAAAGACAGACUCAAGAGUUAAAAGCGACCGACAAAACAGGAAACAAGGAGCCGACAGAAACGCAAGUAGAAGUGAAGAAAGAUACCAGAGACAGAAUGCGGUCACAGGAAGUGAAAGAUAAUGACGAUGAAAGUGAACCGCCCAAAAUCUCUCAUCUGAAGUCAUUCUGGGAGAAAAGCAACGCGGGCCCUAAAAUACUUAUCAGUAAAUCAAACACGCCCGUCGACAAAGGACAGAAAGCUGUUCAGCUCUCAGCAGUGAAAGACGAGGAGAAAGUGAAUAAACCGAACAGAGUGACUGAUAUGCCCUCUGCUCCUGGAAUAUACAAUGGGAAGGGAAUCUAUGAUAAGCACACCUCAAAUGAUGGGGAUGAAAGAGGAGAACAGCUGUUAGUCAGUCUACAGAAAGAUAUCGGAGACAGUGAACGUGUUAACAUUAAUAUUAACCAGCACUUAGACAGUGUCCACAUGGGGAAACAACAGAUUCCUGUAAGUCAAAGAAGCAAUAAUGACCAAACAUUAAACACAGAUUAUUUAAAGGUAGCAGCCAGUCCCCAAGUAGCUGACAGAAGAGGUUCAGACACUGAGAUCUUAUGUGUAACCAGACUCAGCCCACAGCGACAGGUACCCCCCCAGUCCAGACUGAGUCCAGAGUCUGAGAGCAUCUCUGCAAUCAAACCAAAUCCACAACCUGACAGUAUUUUCCAGUCUAGAGAAACCUCACUGCAAGAAGAGCUGUCAAAGUCUAUUCCUGUGUCUCAGCUGGAUACAGAUCUCCAAACAAGGGAUGGUCCAGACUCCGAGAAGCUGUCCAGAAACAGCCCAAAUGUGGACUACAAGCAAGACGGGAACGAUAUACAAAUCACCCCCAAAAUAGACACACGCAGAGGUUCAAGUGAAGACUUUAGGAUGAGGGAAAGUAAGGAUAAAAGCAUGCAAUCAAGCAUGUCUCCUAAAAGAAAGGAAGAUGCAUCUAAUAAAGACAGAACUAACAGUCCUCAUUCACAUAGACAGGGCCUUGCUCAUCAGGAAAGCACUGCAGAGAGGAUAAAGCAGCUCAAAUCUUUCUGGGAGCAGGAGAGGAAUAAACCAAUGUUUUAUACCGGCAAAUCGAAAGCUCUUGGGGAUGGUAAAGUCGGUCGUGCUGCCAACCAAGCAAAACUGAAUAAAAGAUUUACAAAGUCAGAGUAUGACCUAAGGUCGAUUGGAAACGAUUCAGGCAGUGAUGGAGAAGACUCUGAUAGAAAUCACCCAAAUUUUUCUACUCUUCCUUUGAAUCAGAGAAUAGAAAAGUCGUCCCCGAGCCUCGGCACGAGCCGAAGACAAUUUAACAAUCUGCGUGAGUUCUGGGACGAGGCCACGUCAGAUUCCAAGGGAUCAUUAUCCUUUGACAAACCCAAAAGCCCCAAAAGGAAAGAGCCACUAGGUGCCCAGCAUCCACCUCAGGAGUUAAAGUGUGGCGACCCUGAGCUUUACCGCUUAUCCCCAGCAAAAUCAAGAGCAGCCAAUGACAGCAAAAACAACGUGUCUAAUUAUAUGACAGCUGAGUCGGGCCAGCAGAGAGAAUCCAAACGGACCUCAAAAGACUCUAACAGAGAGGAGAAAGCCACGAAACCACAAAGCAAUCUGGGAAAAGAGAGUCGCUCUCCCAAGAGUAAAAGAGACAACGUUAGCAAUUCGAGCAGUCGUGUAAAUUCUUUGCGUCGCGCCACUAGCAUGUUUGCUCUCAGUGAUCCCGAAGAAAAAGAUCAGGGGCUUCUCAAAAUGGAUGUAAGCCCUGUCCACUCGCAGAGCAGAAGGCAGAGCACAGACCGGACUCAGAACAGGAGGCAGAACACAGAUAAAGGCGCCUCACCGAGGAGAACAUUCGAGGAUAGUGAAACCCUGAUUCCACGUGCACGGGCAUUUGUUCCCAGAGACUACCGGCAUUACCUGGGGAUGACAGACAAGACGAGUGUCCACACCUCCCUCGCCCCGGCUGUGAAGGACGAGGGGUCAGAGGGUAAAAUCGGAUAUGAAUUUGACCUGGGGGGGCCAGUGAGGGCCAGCACCCCGGUGAGCUCAGAGGAGCGUUACAGCAGGAGGAGCAGCAAGACGAGUCAGCGCCCCUUGUGGGCAAACUACAGCAGUUCAGACACAGGUCAGGAGUCGUCUAUGAGCAGCACCUCAGAAACCUGGUCCAUCUCGAGGAACGGCUCAAACCGUGAGAAUGAUGAUGAUAACCAAAACCCUGUAAGGAAAGCGUUGCGGCGAGCAGAAGCACGCCCUAAAACUCUGGCUAAAAGUAUGGAGGACAUCACAGCAUCCUUACCACCACGACAAGAAAGAAGACAGGAUCCAACUGUUGAGAUGAGGCGCAUUAGUGAUGUUUCGUCCAUCCCGUCGCCCUCCUCAUCCUUAUUUUCGGAUCCAGAGCACCUGAAGAAGAUGAGCAAAUCAGUUCCUUCGUUUUUACAGAAGGAGGAUGACGGCAGAGAUACUGACUCCACCUACGAGGACAGUGACCACCGAGGAAGCCUAACGAUGGGCAGAUCUAUGUCUAACCUCACCAACUCCUCUGGCAUGGCGUCUGUGUCUUCUCUGAGCGGAAGUGUGAUGACCAUGUACAGUGGGGACUUUGGGAAUGUGGAGGUUCAGGGAAACAUCCAGUUCUCCAUCAACUAUGUGCAGCGGCUCAGAGAGUUCCACAUCUUUGUGGCUGAGUGCCGAGACUUGGCUGCAGUCGACCCAAAGAGGGGCCGCUCGGAUCCGUAUGUGAAAAGCUACCUGGUUCCUGACAAAGCUAACCUCGGAAAAAGGAAAACAUCUGUAAAAAAAAAGACAUUGAAUCCAACUUUCAACGAGAUCCUCAGAUAUCGUGUUCGCAUGGAGUACCUCAGAACCCAGACGCUCAUUCUUUCCGUUUGGCAUAACGACACCUUUGGCAGGAACAGUUUCCUGGGCGAGGUAGACGUGGACCUCUCCAAGUGGGACUUUGACCACACCCAGAUGAACUACUUAGCCCUGAAAGCCAGGACAACACCCACUUUAGCGCCCUCAAAUGGGCGAGGAGAGAUGAGAUUAGCCAUACGUUUCCUGCCGCAGAUCAUCCACAGUGAAGGAUUAACCAAGGAGGGUCCGAGCACUGGAGAGGUCCACAUUUGGGUGAAAGAAUGCAAGAACCUGCCUCUAAUCAGGGCCACCAUUGACCCAUAUGUUAAGUGCUUUGUGCUGCCGGACACGAGCAGGAAGAGUCGUCAGAAGACACGUGUGCUGAGGAGGAUGGUGGAUCCAGUGUUUAACCACACAAUGGUGUAUGAUGGUAUCAGAGAGGCUGAUCUAAAUGAAGUCUGCGUAGAGCUCACAGUGUGGGAUCGAGACAGGCUAGCCAGCAACCUGCUUGGGGGCCUGAGGCUUGGAGCUGGAAUAGGCAAAAGUUACGGUGCGCUGGUGGACUGGAUGGACUCUACUCCCUAUGAGGUGGCGCUAUGGGAUCGCAUGAUAGCUUCUCCAAAUGAAUGGGUGGAGGACGUGCUCCCACUAAGAAUGCUGAACUCUGCCAAAACUGCUUUCAAAUAAGUAUAAGUAUACCACACUGGGAUACAUACUGCAAAUAUAAUAUAUUCUUAAGAGGUAAAAACAUAAUACAUGUUAUAAAGGUGAUUUAAAUUCAGUCCAAAAAAGCUUUGUAAGGAUUUUAAUAGUCUCAUAAAAAAUAAAGUAAAGUCACUGGAGUGAAAAAUUGGAAUUAACCAUGUUGCCGUAGUUUUACAGCAGCCUGUGGUGCCACCUAACAAAGCAAUUUCAUAAAAAAUGGUGGCUUUGUGAACACUUCAGGGUCUCUGUUGAAACUCCACAGGAAAGAACAAGGGGAAAUAAAAUUAGAAAACCAAAUGGUGGAAACAAAAAACUCUGGAGAGUGAGCUGAAAAAUAACUCAAAUAAAUUCUGAUCCUGGAACAACUGAGUACUGAAAGUCUUUAUGCAGGAGGAUAGGAAGAAAUUAAAGACACUUAAUGGAA
Thunnus maccoyii (southern bluefin tuna) is the source of this 6477-nucleotide messenger RNA. It is a transcript of the gene sytl2b, whose product is annotated as synaptotagmin-like 2b. The record is from RefSeq and is a predicted model, not a curated record. Lineage: Eukaryota; Metazoa; Chordata; Actinopteri; Scombriformes; Scombridae. The transcript is spliced from 19 exons. Bases 882 to 6035 code for a protein of 1717 amino acids. Gene Ontology annotation, cellular component: exocytic vesicle; plasma membrane. Gene Ontology annotation, molecular function: neurexin family protein binding; small GTPase binding. Gene Ontology annotation, biological process: intracellular protein transport; exocytosis.